This is a messenger RNA of Salvia hispanica, 1750 nucleotides long. RefSeq names its product tubulin gamma-1 chain. Gene Ontology annotation, cellular component: microtubule; gamma-tubulin complex. The record is from RefSeq and is a predicted model, not a curated record. Gene Ontology annotation, molecular function: GTP binding. Gene Ontology annotation, biological process: microtubule nucleation; cytoplasmic microtubule organization. NCBI's taxonomy places the organism in Eukaryota, Viridiplantae, Streptophyta, Magnoliopsida, Lamiales, Lamiaceae.
AAUUCCAAAAUCCCCAAUCUUUCUCACUCGUAGCUUUACUCUUCUUCUCUCUUCAUUUCAAUUUCAAAAACCGCUAAAACCCUACCCUGAUUGAGAACCAGAAAUGCCUCGCGAGAUCAUCACGCUGCAGGUCGGCCAAUGUGGCAACCAGAUCGGAAUGGAGUUCUGGAAGCAGCUCUGCCUCGAGCACGGCAUCAGCAAAGACGGCAUUCUCGAAGAUUUUGCAACCCAGGGAGGUGACCGUAAGGAUGUGUUUUUCUAUCAAGCAGAUGACCAGCAUUAUAUACCACGUGCGUUGCUUAUGGAUUUGGAGCCUCGGGUGAUUAAUAGCAUACAAAAUGGCGAAUACAGGAAUCUCUACAAUCAUGAGAAUGUAUUCAUUGCGGAUCAUGGAGGAGGUGCUGGGAAUAACUGGGCAAGUGGAUACCAUCAGGGAAAGCAAUAUGAGGAGGAUUUGAUGGACAUGAUUGAUAGAGAGGCAGAUGGCAGUGACAGUCUUGAAGGUUUUGUGCUAUGCCAUUCAAUUGCUGGUGGAACAGGCUCAGGGAUGGGUUCUUAUCUCUUGGAAACUUUGAAUGACAGAUACAGCAAAAAACUUGUACAAACUUAUAGUGUAUUUCCAAACCAAAACGAGACUAGUGAUGUGGUGGUACAGCCAUACAAUUCCCUUUUAACGCUCAAGCGUUUGACCUUGAAUGCUGAUUGUGUGGUUGUUCUUGACAAUACUGCACUCAAUAGGAUUGCUGUAGAGCGGCUUCACAUCACAACUCCCACUUUUACUCAAACAAAUUCUCUAGUUUCCACUGUCAUGUCUGCAAGCACUACAACAUUACGGUAUCCAGGAUACAUGAAUAAUGACUUGGUUGGCCUCCUUGCUUCUUUGAUCCCUACACCUCGGUGCCACUUUUUAAUGACAGGAUAUACACCUCUUACUGUGGAACGCCAGGCUAAUGUAAUUAGGAAAACAACCGUACUUGAUGUGAUGAGAAGACUUCUUCAGACAAAAAAUAUUAUGGUUUCAUCUUGUGCCCGAACAAAAGAGGCUAGUCAGGCAAAAUAUAUAUCAAUUUUGAACAUUAUUCAAGGAGAAGUGGAUCCUACCCAGGUCCAUGAUAGUUUACAGAGAAUACGUGAAAGAAAACUUGUUAAUUUUAUUGAAUGGGGACCUGCUAGCAUUCAGGUUGCUCUGUCUAGGAAGUCUCCUUACGUGCAAACAGCUCACCGUGUGAGUGGACUCAUGUUAGCCAGUCAUACUGGCAUCCGCCACUUAUUCUCAAAGUGCUUGAGUCAAUACGACAAGCUGAGAAAGAGGCAGGCUUUUCUUGAUAACUACAGAAAUCACCCAAUGUUUGCUGACAAUGAUCUUUCAGAAUUUGAUGAAUCCAGAGAUAUGAUUGAGAGUCUUGUCGAUGAGUACAAGGCUUGUGAGUCCCCAGAUUACAUCAAGUGGGGAAUGGAGGAUCCUGACCAUCUCAUGUCAGGAGAAGGAAAUGCUACUGGAACAGUGGAUCCAAAGCUAUCAGUUUGACUUUGUAACUCUUUCUGGGAACUGUGCGUUAAGCUGAGUAGGAACGGUGAAGAGUGAAUUUGAUUUUCAGUUAUGCUUGUUGAUCGUCUGUAGGAAUCCCCAUAUUCAGAGCACAUAUGAAGUUUGAGAAUCUUUUGUUCUCCUUUUUUGGUGUUUCCGUUUGUACUAACGAACAUGCUUGUGUAUGGAAAUCAAUCAGUUCAUCGCGUGAUUUUUAUUCUA